AUGCAUGAGACCAAUGGAUCUAUCUACUACAUGUGGAACAUGGCUGACCUGCAUUUCAGCUAUGUCAUCGAUCUCGAGAAGAAGGUUGAGGAAUUGGCCUCAAAGCUUCGCACCGCCGAGGCUAGAAUAACGGCUUCACCGCUACCUACCAAGGGGCAAAUAGCCCAGCCAGCCACCCUGGUAGGGAAUGAAACAACACCAUGUUCCAUGCCACGAACAGGCUCCACUCCUCGGGAAAUAACAAAGGCAUCGGGGGACACAGAGCAAGAGGAAUCUGCCGAGAGUGCUGAUGACGAAAUCAAUGAAUUCAAUCACCACACCAACGCCAUUGAAUUCCACGGCAGCACAUCCUCAGCAGCUAUUAUCGGCCAUCUGCAAAAAUCCAGAGAUACCCAUGAGGAACAGUACCAUCGUCCAGCAGACUUCUCGCUAAUCUCGACAUUGCAUAAUCCAAGCUUCUCGCCCUCGUGCACCACUGGGCCAGGACAGUCGACAUCAACGUCAAUUGAACAUCAAAACUACUAUUUCGAACAGGCACAUAUUUUCAUGAAUGGAUACUUCGAGAAUAUCCAUUUCAUCCACCCAUUCAUUGACAAGGAAGCCUUUUUGGUUCGUGCCAAUGAUCUAUGGUUUAACCGGGAACAUACUCCAGAACCCAGUUUCGUGGCAUUAUAUCUCAGCGUUCUGUCAAUUGGGGCCCUUGUACGUGUUUGGGAUGAAGAUAAGCUCGCUGGCCUCGGCCGAUUUGAGUGGAGCCGAAAGUUGUUUAGCGAGGCCCAGGCAUAUUUGGUCUAUCUACGAUUUUCCAACGAUCUUGAAACUGUUCAAUGUCUUUAUAUGAUGGCAAAAAUUUGCCAAAAUGAACUCAACCCUAAUCUGGCCUAUAUGUACCUUGGUCUGGCAGUGCGUACAUGUCUCUCUGCUGGAUUUAAUCGAGAAGUGCGAUGUCCUAAAGACCAACGUUCGAGCUGGAUCUCGAAAACCUGGUGGGGCUUAUUUUCACUGGAAAUAGAAAUGAGCUUCUCUGUAGGACGACCUGAUACCCUCGGAAUGGACGAGUAUCAUAAUCGGGCCAUACCCCCCCGAGAUGACUCUGAAUACGCCAUUAUCCCCUGGAUGAUCGACUUCGCGCAAAUCAUCCGGCGAGUUUCUGUCCAGAUAUACCACUCCAGAAUAUCGCUGCAGGAGAAGCUUCAGUUAGCUCUUCAAAUCGAAAUGGAGAUGGACCGUUGGCUCGCACGUCUUCCCGAGAAGAUCAAACCAGACAUUGGUGCAUAUAGGUUGUCUCGAAGUGCCCUUCGCGAUCCGAAAUGGGCUCGACGUCAGCGGCUGGUACUGGGAAUCCGCUACUAUAAUGUGAAAAUGCUGCUAUUCCGGCCCUUCCUGAACCACUUCACUCGCAAACUCCGCCACCCACCCAGUGAACUUGAAGAAACCAUUACCAAAGGCCUGGAUUCAGCAAUGAAGACCAUUGAAGUGAUCCAUGAUAUCUACCGGGUUCACACAUUCUUCCGGUGCUGGUGGUACAAUACAACCUAUGUCAUGUUUGCUACUUCAACGCUGCUCCUCCCAAUGUCGAAGCUUGGCAUGUGCGCCGAUACCAUGCCGCUGCUUCGCUCCGUAGAAAUGGGUGUCGAGAUUUUAGAAGCCAUGGACGAGUCUAACCUCGGGACCUCAUACCCAGACAUCGGGGACUGGCUCGGGGGUGAGGCGCUGUCUGCAUCAACCGAGCCAGAGUCUAGUCAGUCUGGAUAUGAAUUUCCCGAGUGGGCCUAUGGUUUCGGCUUCCCGGAUUACUCUUUCGAAGGCAUUGCCCGCCUAUUUGACGACAUUGGUGGGUUGCCUAUGCUCGAUGGUUAA
Penicillium macrosclerotiorum is the source of this 1860-nucleotide messenger RNA. Its product is annotated as fungal specific transcription factor domain-containing protein. Gene Ontology annotation, cellular component: nucleus. NCBI's taxonomy places the organism in Eukaryota, Fungi, Ascomycota, Eurotiomycetes, Eurotiales, Aspergillaceae. Gene Ontology annotation, biological process: DNA-templated transcription; positive regulation of transcription from RNA polymerase II promoter by galactose. The transcript has 8 exons. The record is from RefSeq and is a predicted model, not a curated record. Gene Ontology annotation, molecular function: DNA-binding transcription factor activity, RNA polymerase II-specific; RNA polymerase II cis-regulatory region sequence-specific DNA binding; zinc ion binding. Bases 1 to 1860 code for a protein of 619 amino acids.